Neurospora hispaniola is the source of this 1362-nucleotide messenger RNA. RefSeq lists its product as uncharacterized. The transcript has 5 exons. The record is from RefSeq and is a predicted model, not a curated record. Bases 1 to 1362 code for a protein of 453 amino acids. Lineage: Eukaryota; Fungi; Ascomycota; Sordariomycetes; Sordariales; Sordariaceae.
AUGGAAGCCCGGAAGCCAUUUGAGGCGCAAAUCGAGCCGGCCCAGACUGUCUGUCAGCCAUCAUCGGGCUUGGAUGCCGAACCGAACCCAGAGAGUUGUGUGGAAUCCCGUUAUUCGUUAGGAGCACAAACGCUGGAUAAUCGUCUUGAAGCUGCUAAUGAAGCGGUAUCGUCCAUCGAUAAAAGCCUCCCUGGACUCCUCAGACUGUUUUUCCACGGAAAGAAAACAAAACUCACGCGGGAGGCCAGAGCAGCAAAUGAGCCGGUUGCCCCGACACCGAUGGCCAUCGAAGAAGAGUUGGCAAAAAAACAGAAGGAAGACGAGUUGGCAAAACAGAUGGUAGACCUGCACAAGCUCGUGUUGGCAUAUGGGGCAAAUUUAAAGAAGCAUAAUUCGGAAUUGGGCAAAGGGUAUUAUAAGGAUGAAGCUAGGGAAAUAGGUGAAGAAACGUUUGACUCCCACGUGUUUGCUAGAAAGGAAAUUUUACAGGAAGGAAUGAGAUAUGUUCGCUUCGGUGACGGGCUUGAAGCGCAGAGAAAGAAGACCUGGGCAGAAAGCGUUGUGAUCCAAGGCUUGCCAGAUGCGGAAAAUUCAAGUGUCGAUUUCGCAAUGUUGCUGCCACAGUAUAACCUGCCGGUCGAGUCGAUUAUCCUCGAGAUGUUCUCUCUCUUUUCCCACCUUCGGAAGCUCUUCAGGGCAAAACCCUCAGCCAAAGAAGAAGCGACCGACGUAGUCGAGACCAAAUCCAUCGAGACGACCCAAACGGACGCUUCCUAUUCAAAAGAGGUUGAGCAUCAUCAGCCCAUGCCAGCACCAACAUGGGCUCUCCCUCUCUGCGGUCCUCUAUUCAACAAAUUUUCACUCAAAAACGAUACGCAAAACAAGACGAGCUACAACAACCUCAAGUCCACAUCAACUCUCUGCGCGCCUUGCAUCCCCGAGAAGGACGAUCUCGUCAUCAUCGAUCCACCUACCACAGAAGACGCUCCAGAGGCAGAUUCCCGGCCUGUCAAGGAGCCCCUAUGCGACUUUGAGAUCCAGAACGAACCAGGAAGGAGAAAGUUCGUGAUGUACUUGACGGAAGACAUCGACGAGACUAUUAACGCCGAGGGAAUGAUGCUUAUCGCGAGCCUUUUGGGGACUCUGAGGAACGGCGUGGUGGGGAAUGCCCCCAUCAAUUAUUCGACCCGGCGCUCGGCGAACUUGAUCAAGAUUAGAGCCGCGAGGUGGGCGGAUGAAGUGGGUAAGGAAGCGGACAAGUUGCUCAAGAAGGAGGCUGUCAAGGUAGCGAGGAUUCGGAGAAAAGCACAGGAGGACAAGGAGGUAAAUGGUGAGGAGGCGGAUAGUAACGAUGUCAAAUAG